AUGGAUUUAGAUCCUUGUCCAAAAUGCAGCUAUGCGAACAGCUCGCAGGUGGGAACGAAUGACCUGGAAUCGUUCUUGGAUGAUGAUAUGCACGUCCCAAAGGACGUGGAAGAGACAACCAUGCCUGUUGCCGCCAUCACCGGAAAACUUCGUCGACGAAUCUGGACUGACCUCGGGACAUCAUUAGGCCUGGGUGUAAUGUUGCAUCACGGCACGUCUCGUUCAACGCCAUUCUACGACACCUCGAGGCUCCAUGGCACUCCUAGACGUCCUCUAGAGGCACUUUUUGACGUUGACUCCCAUGGCGCUGGGAUUCGGCUAGACGGACAUUGGUCCAGAUCCAUCGUCCCGACAUAG
Acaulospora colombiana is the source of this 357-nucleotide messenger RNA. NCBI's taxonomy places the organism in Eukaryota, Fungi, Glomeromycota, Glomeromycetes, Diversisporales, Acaulosporaceae. The record is from the annotation of a GenBank genome assembly.